GACGAAAAUCGAAGGGAGGUUAUCCCUCAAAUAGAUUAAAACCUUUGUUCAAUUGAUUAUGUACCCUAAUUCCACACCAAAACAGAAAAUACCAAUGUUCUUAUGACGCCACUCCACAACAACAAUCAAUUAAACUUUAACUUGGAAAUCAUUAUUUUAAACUUUGGACUUAUUCUGAUUCAGUCCCAGACCCACCCUAAUAAUCACCUUCUUCCCCAUUCCAACCUCUAGCUUUCAAGUCAAACCCUGUUGUUUUGAUCAUCGCCUGCCUCACCAAGAAAAGGAAAACUUCCCCCAUUUUCUUUGAUAUUCCUUUUUGUCAUCUGUUGCCCUCUGUGAUUAGCUCCUUCUGAACAGACCUUUUUUGGCCUUCCCUUAAACCUCCAUGUCCUGCUGCUUAACCAGCUAGGGUAUCCCUUGGUUUUUGCUUUGGGAGUAUCUCAAUUUUGGUUCAGCUUUCAUCAAUCUCAGGGGAAAAAAUAUUUGCAGCAUUGAGGACUGUUUGGAGUCAGAGCAAGGGUUUGAUGAACUGGGAAGCAGGUUUCUUCAUCAUCUGAUGACCGGAUGGGGCGAGCUCGUUGUAAGAUGAGAAGAUGAUUGGGAUGGGAGGAAGGCAUAAUUGGAGGUUGACAAGUGUUGAUUCUUUCAUUCUUUGCCUGCUCAUCUUACUUGUUCAAUCAAUUCCUGCACAUCAAGAAGGUUUCAUAAGCAUUAAAUGCUGUGGUGGAGAAGGGCAGACCGAUAGCUCCUCGAUAACUUGGAUAUCAGAUGAUCAAUGGUAUCCAGAUGAAACAGGUUGCCAGAACAUAGCCAGAGCAUCAUCCGAUAACUAUACAACAGGCCAUGAUAAAGUUAGAUAUUUCUACCUUGGUAACUCUGAGAAGAGAUGUUAUAGCUUGCCAACAACUCCGGACCGUGACUACUUGAUAAGGGGCACAUUCCCUUUCAGCAACUCAGUGGUAGGGUCGGUGUCUUCAACCUUUGAUGUCUUGGUUGGUGUAACACCAAUAGAUUUGGUGGACUCUUCAGGAGAAUCACAGGUUGAAGGCAUCUUCAGAGCUACUGAUCAGUACAUAGAUUUCUGUUUGGUGCAAGAAACAGGAGAUCCUUACAUUUCACAGCUUGAACUGAGGCCACUGUCUGAUGAUUCAAGUUACCUGGAUGGAAAAGAUUCUACUGUCCUCCUGAAAUUGGUGGACAGAGUGGAUUUGGGAAACAAUGGGAUUCCAAUCAGGUUCCCAGAUGAUCCACAUGACAGAAUUUGGACGAGUCAAGAUACAGAAAGAGUCAGUUUGUCUGCCAUAACCACAAUCAACAAUACCAUCUCCAAGACUGUCGCAAAAGUGCCUCUCAAAGUUCUCGAAACUGCAAUAACAAAUGAAUACAGUUUCCAGUUCUUGUACAUUGAUCUUGAAACUAGGGAUUGCAACUAUACUAUCUUUCUCCACUUUUUUGAGCUAGAUGACAAUGUUAGACCUGGCCAAAGAGUGUUUGACAUCUACAUCAACAACGAAAAGCAGCAAGCAAACUUUGACAUAAAGGAAAAUGGGUCAAACUACAGUGAACUUGCUCUGAACGUUACAGCAAAUGGGUCUCUGAACUUGACCUUAGCCAGGGUCGAGAACAAAUCCAAGUUUGGACCUAUCCUAAAUGCAUAUGAGAUCAUGCAGGUUCGUCAAUGGGUCGAAGGAACUCACCAUAGAGAUGGUAUGUAUGUUCAAUAGCUACUAUAAUUCAAAUUUGACUCACUCUUUCUAUUGAUACGUACAUCUUAAGGUGACUUAGUGGUUCCACAUUCAAAGUUGCUAUCAAAUGCAAACUGGACAUGCGGAUAUUGGCAUUGUAGACCCUUUCUACUAAAGUUCUAAUCUCAGCCUCCAAACGAAAUCAAGCUGAACCAUAUUUCAUUCUGCCAAUUGUAUACUAUUGUUGAUUGUUUACCUUCCCACAAUAGUAAUUUACGUUUUCUACCUUGCAGUGAGAGUGAUGGAUAGAGUGAAAGAUGGGCUGCUGCAGCAAAACAAAGGGAGCAAGAAAUUGGAGGGCUGGUCAGGAGAUCCAUGUCAGCCUUCGUCUUGGGAUGGUCUUGCCUGCCACUACAGUAAUGGUUCUACUAUCAUCACUAAGCUGUAAGUUUCAACUUGCUACAUUGCAGAGACCAUGUCUUGCCACAGUAAGCAAAGACUGCACAAACUUCUGCGCAGUUGUUGCUUCUGUCAUUUAGAUCUUUUGAGCAGCUUGUACUAAACGUACCAUGUGCAACAUCAGGGAUAUCUCCUCAAGUCAACUUCAAGGACAAAUUCCCACCAUGAUUUCCCAACUAACCUACCUGAAGGAAUUGUAAGAUUUUCAUAUCAACUCUGGAUAAUACCACAUGUUUAUCGGUGCCUCUAACCAUUCCUCUGUUACUAUGGUAUUCAGGAACCUUAGCAACAAUGGGUUUACAGGCAAGAUUCCAGAGUUCGCAAGGUCCUCUACGUUGACAGCAGUGUAAGUUCCUACUCCAAGUUAUGUUACUAAGUAAGUAAGUCUACAGAGAGCCAAUUUCAAAAUUUGUUCAGAGAGAUAAACAUAUUGAAGACUGCAACUACAAAAAAAUGCUGUCAAGAUGGAAGCUGUAGUCAAACAAAAGCUAAAUUCUUGCAACCAUAUCAUCUGAUUGAUCCAUGAUCACCAGGGAUCUAAGCUACAAUGACCUUUCGGGGAGUCUUCCAGAUACUUUAAUUACACUGCCACAUUUGACAACCCUGAUAUUUUGGAUGCAAUGUUCAUGUCAGUGCAGAUCCUUCCACCUUUAAUCACUCAAGACUCAGAACAGACUCAGGGGAAUGUGCCAGGCCAGGAUCUGCACAAAAACACAACCGUAUUGUCAUUGCUAUUGCAUGUGGAUCUUUCAUAUUGGCAGUGGCGGUUGUAGCUGCUUGCCUCUUGCUCUGCAGACAAAAACUCAGAACUUGGGGAUGUAUUAAUGGAAAACAACUCAUAAUGUCAAAGGGUGCAGUAUUCUCCAUAGCCACGACCGAUGAGGACCCCUUGAGGACCAUUAAUAUUCAAAUGUUCACUCUAAAUCAGAUAGAGAAUGCAACCCAAAAGUACAAGACUCUCAUAGGUGAAGGAGGUUUUGGGUCUGUUUAUCGUGGCACACUAUUUGAUGGUACGGAUGUAGCAGUGAAGGUACGAUCCUCUACCUCAACUCAAGGAACAAAGGAAUUCCAGAACGAGCUAAACCUUUUCUCCGCAAUUCGGCACGAGAACUUAGUCCCUCUGAUUGGUUACUGUAGUGAAAGGGACCAACAAAUCUUGGUCUAUCCAUUUAUGUCAAAUGGAUCUCUGCAAGAUCGGCUUUAUGGAGAAGCAGCAAAAAGGAAAACUCUAGACUGGCCAACCAGACUUUCUGUUGCUCUUGGAGCUGCUCGAGGCUUGACAUUUCUGCACACAUUUGCUGAACGUUGCAUUAUACAUCGAGAUGUAAAGUCCAGCAACAUUCUUCUAGACCAUAGCAUGAACGCCAAGGUAGCAGACUUUGGAUUCUCAAAGUAUGCUCCUCAAGAGGGUGAUAGUGGUGCUUCUCUUGAAGUAAGAGGAACAGCCGGAUACUUGGACCCCGAGUAUUACUCAACCCAGCAUCUAUCAGCAAAAAGUGAUGUCUUUAGCUUCGGAGUGGUAUUACUAGAGAUUAUAAGUGGUCGGGAGCCACUCAACAUACAAAGGCCUCGGAACGAGUGGAGCUUGGUUGAAUGGGCUAAACCUUAUGUAAGGGAAUCGAGGAUCGAUGAAAUUGUUGAUCCAGGUAUAAAGGGAGGGUACCAUGCAGAAGCAAUGUGGAGAGUGGUAGAGGUGGCUUUAGCAUGCAUUGAGACCUUCUCUGCUUAUCGUCCAUGCAUGCCUGAUAUCGUGAGGGAGCUGGAAGAUGCUUUGAUCAUAGAGAACAAUGCAUCUGAAUAUAUGAAGUCCAUAGACAGCAUAGGAGGAUACAGCUUGGGAGGGUCAAAUCGCUUCUCAAUAAAGCCUCCUGUUCUACCAACACCACCUCCUACCCCACCAGAACCUUCACCAAUCAACCCACAAUCAAUGGCUUCGGUAGCACCAAGAUAAUGGAUGCGGAUAUAUUGCUUAGCAUGUAUGAUAUCAGUUUCAUUGAGCCAUAAGAAAGAUUAUGAAAGGUAAUUGAGGUUUUAUGACCAAUGCUCUUUCAUAGGAGAUCAUGUACCAGAUAGUCCAUUCCUAUUUGUUAAUUUCAUCUCCUCUGUAUUCAAGUUGAGAGAUCCACUU
Messenger RNA from Linum tenue, 4272 nucleotides. The record is from the annotation of a GenBank genome assembly. Lineage: Eukaryota; Viridiplantae; Streptophyta; Magnoliopsida; Malpighiales; Linaceae.